CGGAAGUGCAGAACACUCGGAUAGCGAAUUGCUCUGCAGAAGUGCUCUGUUUUGGUUGGUGCUUUCUCCCAGACAGAAUGUGCAACUUGUUUCAAAUGUUAUUUGUACUGGGUUACUUCCUACAGUGGAGCACAGUUCAAGCGGAAAUGAACAUAUACUGUAUUCCUGGAAGCUCUGUCUCCUUUUCUGGAGUGGAUGAGGAGCAAAAGAACAAGGCUGAAUUCUUUCAAUGGAAGUUAACCCAUGGAAAUACAGAUAUACCAGUACUGCAGUUUCACAAAGGAGAUAGACGACCACCUUUGCUAAAAAAGUACGAUGGUCGCCUUGAUGUCUUCCCACUCAAUGGAUCAUUUGUCCUUCAUAAUUUAACCACUUCAGAUCAAGGUCUUUAUACACUUCACAUCAAUCUGCAAAAUAUCACGGUGCAAGCCAUUCGACUUUGGGUAAUGGAUAAACUAUCAAACCCUUCAAUAUUCAGCAACUCCACCUUCAUUGCUUCGACCAUCAUGCUGACCUGUAAUGUUUCUGGGCAGCCUCAUGAGUAUCAAUGGCAGAAAGAUGGAGCGAACAUCUCUCAACAUCACCAACUAGUAGAUGGGAACAGAAGCCUCAUCAUUCCGAAUGCUAGGAAAGAUGAUUGUGGGAUGUACGCCUGUGUCAUAAUCAAUCCCGUUAGCUCUGUCUGGGCUGAUUAUACAGUAACUAUUUAUGGCAUUCCACAGGAGCAGUACAUAAUUGUUGUUGCGUCUGUUGUAGGAUUGGUAUUCUCUGCAGUCUCUUUUACUGGACAGAUAGUGCGGUGCUGUUUGAAUAAACUGUUCACUCAACAAGCAUUACUGAUAUUUUUACUGAUCUUAUUCGCUGGUAACAGUACUUCUCUUGUUGCCACCUGCAUUGCUCUCAUUUUCUGGAUUUACAUUAAAGGUGCUACAAGUGUGUCUGUGGUGGCAUUAGUGUCUGUAUCCAUCAUUUUGGUCUUUACUAUGGUUGGCAUUAUUACUAUUUCGAACUUGGACUGGCUGUGCAUCAGAGGAUUCCUGGACAACACAAGUUUUCGAGGUUUACUUGAUGGUAGUGCUCCCCUGGCUUCUCUAAUUGUGAUUGCCAUCUCUAUCACAAUCCUGGUGGAGGAGAUCAGUCAGAACAAUCAAGGUUGCAGUGCCACUUCAUUAACAUGGAGCAUAUUGGGCCCAUCAUUGGUCAUUGGUCUUCUCAUCAUUUUGGUACCUGUUGCAAUAUGGCGCUACACAAGAAACGAGCGAAACGGAGAUACCGCAUGUGAAGAUGCACAGCAGCAGGCCGGAGAAUCUGUAGAACUAUGUUCUUAAAAUCAAGAUGAGCAACCGAAUAAUUCACGUUCCCUUUGAAUGGGUAUCAUUGCAUGUUGUAAGUGAGACACUUGGAUCUGUAACUCUUCAAAAAGCACUCAGAAAUGACCUGUGCUACUUGUUGGCUAAAUAUGAACGGGUUCUUCAUUUCAAGAACUUCAUUGGCCCUGAUUACAGACAGUGUUCAUUUCUGUUCUCAACACACAAAACUCUUUAUAACACAGGCCUCUUGUAUAAGGAACUAGUGUAGCACCUCCUUGAAGACAUGCUCAUGAUAUCUCCAUAACUUACAUGUUGGAUUAUGUUGAGAACAGCAAAUACUUGGUGCCAUGUGUUGGCUUUUGUGCACGUGCUCAUUGACAUUCUUUGAUGUGAGUGGGACAACCAAAUGAUGCAGCAUUUUCUCUUGGGCCUUUGGGACCAGGAGGAAUGAAAUAAGUACUAAUGUAUCCUUAACAGACCAUGAGGAAUAAUGUAUACAAACUGGAUAGUGUAAAGUCUGAACUGAGUUUAAUACCUGAUCAUCACAAGGAAAGAGAAAAACAUUGGAUGGAGACUGGAACAAAAAAGACAUGGAAAACUUUAACUGAAAGAUGCACUGCUAAAGCUAUCAACAAUAUUUAAUGUUUACAGGAAUGGCUAAACAUGCAUGAAAGUUAAUUUUCAGUUCAAAAACGAGAUAUUGUUUGGCCAUUAUUAAAAGCUAACAGAGUUAAGAGAAUGUUGAAACUGGAAAAAGCUUGAAAGUAAUUUAUAGAUUAUUGUAAUGCUUAUUCAAUAGGUCUACACAGGAUCUUUUCACUUCUAAAAAUUCAUUUGUGUGAAACGUGGAGGUGAUCUGCCUUCAUGAACUGCGGCAGCCCACCAGCUGUAGGUUGACAGACAAAGCCCUGAGUGAUGGAAUUCCAACGUUUUGACCCAGUGGCCAGUCAUUUCCCUGGUGACAACUUUAUGUAGUUUCUGUAACUUUCAUAAUGAAUUCAGCUAUGUUGCUGAUUAGAAUGAAAUAACUGCACAGAGGUCAGUAUCCCAGCACCGAGUCACCCUUUAUUUAUAGGUGCGUAGUACUUGAAACUGAUACAGCUCCCUCAGAGCCAGAUCUCUGUGUGAGCAGAGCCUCUGACACUCCUGUUUUUAUCUGUCAGCUAGGGCUCCCCGAUCGAGACUGUUAACCUGGUCCAAUCUGACCUGGUUGCAAUCUCUACAGGAUAGGCAGGCAGACUGGGAAACCCUGGAAUGAGAGUGGAGGCUGCAGGUUGCAAAUGCAGGCAUGUGCAAUGCAUGUUUCUGAGUGCUACCUGAUUCAUGACCACCACUUUGCAUCCUUUGUCCUUUACUGAGUUAGCAUCUACAAAUGGACGGACUGGACUGGCACACUCCAUAGGCUGAAGGGUAUUUGUUAGUGCUGUGGACCUAUAGAACUCUAAGAUUUCAGCUUAUUGAGAUAAACUAAUUGAACACUUUGGCAUUGCCUGUCAAACUGUGAAAUGGAAGGCAUUGUGCUGUGUUAAUGGAUUUUUGUGAAUGAAGUAAAUGCUGCACUAAUCCUGCAAUUAAUAAACAGGAAAAUGUGUGAACCUUUUGAGAUUCAGACAUCUACCUCUGCAAAAUCGAGCAGUGCUGGGCCAACUCUAUGAUUUAAAUGAUAAGCUGCUUCUGUAAUCUCAACCCAACCUGAUUCCCAAAUCAUCAAAAUAGGAAAUGUUGUAUGAGGAGGUGGGACUUUGGAUUUCUAAUGACUAUCACUGUUACUGUUGCUUUCAUUAAAGGAUAAUGCAAGGAUCCUGCUGUAAUGUUAAAUCUAGACAAUAACUAGAAGAACACAGAAGAAACUUGAAGUGAAUUCCAAAGAACUAUGACAUCCUUUCAGUUUGAUGGAAUUCUAAAGGUAGAAAUGAACUUUAUAAGUCAGAUGUUAUAAUCUCAAAUGUGCUGGGUACUUUGUUUA
Messenger RNA from Stegostoma tigrinum, 3276 nucleotides. RefSeq lists its product as uncharacterized. Bases 78 to 1328 code for a protein of 416 amino acids. The record is from RefSeq and is a predicted model, not a curated record. The transcript has 11 exons. Lineage: Eukaryota; Metazoa; Chordata; Chondrichthyes; Orectolobiformes; Stegostomatidae.